AUGUCUGUGAGCAAGCUUCCACUUCUCUCCCAUGGCGUUCACUCCACUGACUCGUUCAAUUUCGCGAAGGAACCAGCGGCUCUGAGUGUGUUGCUCCCGUGUCCCUCGCAGAUUCGACUAUUCUCACCCUUUUUCACCACCGCGAUCGGAGGCUCUGGGGUCGUCAAGUGCCGCGGAACGAGGCAUAGUAGAGGAGGUGAGGAGGGUUUGAGGAAAGAGAGUUUCGUGGAGGAAGACGAUGACGACGAGAGAGGAGAGAGAAAAGUGAGGUGUGAGGUGGAUGUGAUCUCGUGGAGGGAGCGGAGGAUAAGGGGGGAGAUCUGGGUGGAUUCUGAUUCUCAAUCCGUUUGGGAUGUUCUCACUGAUUACGAGCGCCUUGCUGAUUUCAUCCCUAAUCUCGUUUCUAGCGGAAGGAUUCCUUGUCCGCAUCCAGGACGUAUAUGGCUGGAGCAACGAGGCCUUCAAAGAGCGUUGUACUGGCAUAUUGAAGCUCGUGUUGUCCUCGAUCUCCAUGAGUGUCCUGAUUCUCCAAAUGGUCGUGAGCUUCACUUCUCUAUGGUAGAUGGUGAUUUCAAAAAGUUCGAGGGAAAAUGGUCUGUGAAAUCUGGUAUCAGGUCCGUAGGAGCUGUCUUGUCAUACGAAGUAAACGUAAUCCCAAGAUUUAACUUCCCUGCAAUCUUCUUAGAGAGGAUAAUCAGAUCCGAUCUUCCUGUAAAUCUCCGAGCCGUAGCUCGACAGGCUGAGAUAAAUUAUAGAGCUCGCGAAAAGCCGUCAAUAAUAGAUGCUCUGUUGGGUAGAGCUUCUGUACCGUCAACCCCUUCUCAUAGUGUGGAGUCUGAAAGUCCGGUUACUGAGAGAUCUGCUGCCACUUCCAGUGCUGGAUCACUAUCUCAUUCAAAUGAAUUGAACAAUAACUGGGGAGUGUAUGGAAAAGUCUGCAAGCUUGAUAAACCUUGCACUGUGGACGAAGUCCAUCUUCGUAGAUUUGAUGGACUGUUGGAAAAUGGAGGUGUCCACCGUUGCGCCAUUGCUAGUAUAACAGUUAAAGCUCCGGUUUGUGAGGUUUGGAAAGUCUUAACUGCUUAUGAGAGCCUCCCAGAGAUAGUUCCAAAUUUGGCAAUCAGCAAGAUCUUGUCACGCGAAAACAAUAAAGUCCGAAUACUUCAGGAAGGUUGCAAAGGCCUGCUUUACAUGGUGCUUCAUGCGAAAGCUGUUCUGGAUUUGCAUGAGACUCGUGAGCAGGAAAUCAGAUUCGAGCAGGUUGAAGGAGACUUUGACUCGCUCGAAGGGAAAUGGAUUUUUGAACAAUUAGGAAACCAUCACACCCUUCUCAAGUACACCGUGGAGUCCAAAAUGCGAAAAGAUACAUUUCUCUCCGAAGCAAUUAUGGAAGAGGUUAUUUAUGAAGAUCUUCCGUCAAAUCUAUGCGCAAUCAGAGACUACAUCGAGAAAAGAGGAGAUAAAUCUUCAGAGACAUGUAAAGUGGAGACAUGUCAUGUUUCGGAGGAAACAUGUUAUUCAUCUCGUGACACAUCAACGGAGACCGUUAAGAACAGUAAUGACUGUGCGGACCAAACUAAGCAGAGAGCAAGGAUUCCCGGUCUGCAAAGAGACAUCGAAGUGUUGAAAUCGGAGAUUCUCAAGUUCAUAUCAGAACAUGGGCAAGAAGGAUUCAUGCCCAUGAGAAAGCAGCUCAGGUCACAUGGAAGAGUCGACAUCGAGAAAGCCAUUACAAGAAUGGGUGGGUUCAGGAGAAUAGCUGUGAUGAUGAAUCUUUCCCUUGCUUAUAAAUACCGAAAACCAAAAGGGUACUGGGACAAUCUCGAGAACUUGCAAGAAGAGAUAGGAAAAUUUCAGCAGAGUUGGGGAAUGGAUCCAUCGUUUAUGCCGAGCAGGAAAACGUUCGAACGUGCAGGUCGUUAUGACAUAGCGCGUGCGCUAGAGAAGUGGGGAGGAUUACACGAAGUGUCUCGUCUUUUAGCGUUGAACGUGAGACAUCCGAGCAGACAGCUAAAUUCUCGUAAAGACAAUGGUGGCACGAUGCAGAGAAGUGAAUCUAUUGAUACCGAUUUAAACUCAACGCUUAGUAGUAAGAAAAACAAACCUUAUGUUUCUCAAGAUACAGAGAAAUGGUUGUACAAACUUAAAGAUCUUGAUAUCAAUUGGGUCCAAUAAACAUUUAUAUAAUAAUAAUAAUUAUUUAUUUCUUC
Molecule: messenger RNA, 2210 nt
Organism: Brassica rapa (field mustard)
Lineage: Eukaryota; Viridiplantae; Streptophyta; Magnoliopsida; Brassicales; Brassicaceae
Biological process (GO): regulation of photosynthesis, light reaction
Source: RefSeq, a predicted model, not a curated record